GCCGCUGCGGGGCUCGGCCCUGAGCUGCCCGGGGCGCGAGCCUGCGCUCAGGCGUCCCCUCAGGCUAGGCCGGAGCGGCCCGGCCGGGUCGCUGCAAGGUCACGCGGCGGAGUCGCCCGACGCCCCCGCACUAGGUUCUAAGCACUUCGCUACGUUACGGGAGAAUUUGGGUUUGCCUUCGGCCGGAACUGGGAGCCGCUGUGAGGGAAGGCUGGUGCGGAUCGCCCGCCCUUCCGUCUCUGAGGAGCCGUGGCCGAAGCAGCUGACGACCGCAGGGCCGGCGUGGAGGCCGCGGGACCGGAAGCGCCGCGGGACCGGAAGCGCCGCCGCUGGGGUGACGUGUGUCGCCCGCUGGUCUGGGGUUGAGGAGGCGCCGCGGCUGCGCCGUCCGCCCGCACUACCCUACUAAAAGCUAGAAUGAAACAGUUGCCUGCAGCAACAGUGCGCCUCCUUUCAAGCUCUCAGAUAAUCACUUCAGUGGUCAGUGUGGUAAAAGAGCUCCUUGAAAACUCUUUGGAUGCAGGUGCCACAAGCAUAGAUGUUAAACUGAUACAACUCGAUAACACUCAACGUCAGUGUAAAUAACCCAGAAAAGACCUGAAGUCUGGCAAAACAAACUCCAUAGCUAAAGAUAAAGAAAAGGCCACAUGAAGGAGUAGAAAAGGCAGAAAUGCAUUCGGGAGUGAAACAGACCAUGAUGGUCCAUGGAGGGGAGAAAGCUGCAGGCAUGGAGAGAGGAGAGAAAGACUGUAUCACAUUUGGGAACCUGCACAGGGAAGGAGAACUAUGGAUUUGAUAAAAUUGAGGUACGAGACAAUGGUGAGGGUAUCAAGGCCAUUGAUGCACCUGUAAUGGCAGUAAAAUACUAUACUUCAAAAAUAAAUAGUCAUGAAGAUCUUGAAAAUUUGACAACUUACGGUUUUCGUGGAGAAGCCUUGGGAUCAAUUUGUUGUGUAGCUGAGGUUUUAAUUACUACAAGAACUGCUUCUGAUAAUUUUAGCACCCAGUAUGUUUUAGAUGGUAGUGGCCACAUAAUUUCUCAGAAACCUUCACAUCUUGGUCAAGGUACAACUGUAACUGUUUUAAAAUUGUUUAAGAAUCUACCUGUAAGAAAGCAGUUCUAUUCAACUGCUAAAAAAUGUAAAGAUGAAAUAAAAAAGGUCCAGGAUCUCCUCAUAAGCUAUGGUAUACUUAAACCUGAGUUAAGGAUUGUGUUUAUACAUAACAAGGCAGUUAUCUGGCAGAAGACUAGAGUAUCCGAUCGUCAGGUGGCUCUCCGGGCUGUUCUGGGGACGGCCGUGAUGGGCAACAUGGAACCGUUUCAGUACCACCCUGAAGACUCACAGAUUUAUCUAAGUGGAUUUCUUCCAAAGCAUGAUGUAGACCACUCUUCAACGAGUCUUUCAACCCCAGAAAGGAGUUUUAUCUUUAUAAACAAUCGACCAGUACAUCAAAAAGACAUAUUAAAGCUAAUCCGACAUUAUUACAAUCUGAAGUGCCUAAAGGAAGCCAGUCGUUUGUAUCCCAUUUUCUUUCUGAAAAUUGAUGUUCCUACAGCUGAUGUGGAUGUAAAUAUAACACCAGAUAAAAGUCAAGUGUUAAUACAGAAUAAGGAAGCUGUUUUAAUUGCUCUUGAAAAUCUGAUGACGACUUGUUAUGGAUCACUACCUAGUACAAAUUCUUAUGAAAAUAAUAAAACAGAUGUUUCCUCAGCUGACAUGGUUGUUAGUAAUACAACAGAAACAGAUGUGCUUUUUAAUAAGAUGGAAUCAUCUGGAAAUAAUUAUCCAAAUGUUGAUACUUCAGCCAUUCCUUUCCAAAAUGAUGUGUGUAAUGAUAAAUCUGGGAAAAACACUAAUUAUUGUUUAAAUAAUCAGAUAAAUGUUGAUGACCAUUGUGAUGAUCAUUUUAAUAGUGAAAAUUCUAACAUCGAUAAGAACACUAGAAGUAUAUUUCAGGAGAUCCCAAUGAAUAAUUUAUCAUGUGAGGAUGCCCAAAAGGAAUGUAGUGAAACUUGUUUUGUAGUUUCUGUUAAGCAUACCCAAUCAGAAAAUGGCAAUAAAAGCAAUAGAGAUGAGAAUAGGAAAAAUGAGGAAGGAGCAGUUCCUGAGAAGCCUUUGGAAAUCUCUGCAGAUGACUGGAGCAAGGGAAAUACACUUAAAAAUUCAAUGGGAGAAAACAUUGAACCUGUGAAAAUUUUAGUGCCUCAAGAAAGUUCAGCGUGUAAACAAAAUAAUAAUGCUUAUCCAAGUCCUGAACUAAAGAAUCUCAGUGAAAGUUCCUGUAGCAAAAAAUCAAAUGUGGUAGAUAACAAAUCUGGACAGCUUACAGCAUAUGAUUUAAUCAGCAGUCGAGUAGUCAAGAAACCCAUGUCAGCAAGCGCCCUUUUUGUUCAAGAUCAUCGUGCUCAGUUUCUCACAGAAAAUUCUAAGACCAGUUUGGAGGAUGCAACAGUACAAAUUGAAGAACUGUGGAAGACAUUGAGUGAAGAGGAAAAACUGAAAUAUGAAGAAAAGGCUACUAAAGAUUUGGAACGAUACAAUAGGCAAAUCAAGAGAGCCAUUGAACAGGAGUCACAAAUAUCAUUAAAAGAUGGCAGAAAAAAGAUAAAGCCCACCAGUGCAUGGAAUUUGGCACAGAAGCACAAGUUGAAAACUUCAUUGUCUAAUCAGCCAAAACUUGAUGAGCUCUUUCAAUCCCAUAUUGAAAAAAAAACUCAGAACAUUAAAGUAGUUCAGAUCCCUUUUUCUAUGGAAAACUUAAAAAAAAAUUUUAAAAAACAUAAAUUUGACUUAGAAGAUAAGGAAGAACUUUGCUUGAUCCACAAUCUCAAGUUUCCUGAUGCGUGGCUAAUUACAUCCAAAACAGAGGUGAUGUUAUUAAAUCCUUACAGAGUGGAAGAAGCCCUCCUAUUUAAAAGACUUAUUGAGAAUCAUAAACUUCCUGCACAGCCCCUGGAAAAGCCAAUUAUAUUAACAGAGAGUCUUUUUAAUGGAUCUCAUUAUUUAGAGAUGUUAUGUAAAAUGACCACAGAUGAUCAGAGAUAUAGUGGAUCGACUUACCUGUCCGAUCCUCGUCUUACAGCAAACGGUUUCAAGAUAAAAUGGAUACCAGGUGUUUCCAUUGCUGAAGACUACUUGGAAAUAGAAGAAAUGGCUAAUUGCCUCCCAUUCUAUGGAGUGAUGGACUUAAAAGAAAUUCUUAAUGCUAUAUUAAACAAAAAUGCAAAAGAAGUUUAUGAAUGUAGACCUCGAAAAGUGAUAAGUUAUUUAGAGGGGGAAGCAGUGCGUCUGUCUAGACAGUUGCCUAUGUACUUAUCCAAAGAGGACGUCCAAGACAUUAUCUAUAGAAUGAAGGACCAAUUUGGAAGUGAAAUUAAAGAGUGUGUUCAUGGUCGCCCAUUUUUUCAUCAUUUGACACAUCUUCCAGAAGCUACCUGAUAUGUUUAAGAAAAUUUGUUACUAUUGAAAUUGAUUUGGCAAUAAAAUGAGUCACUUUUUAAACCAU
This is a messenger RNA of Canis lupus familiaris (dog), 3507 nucleotides long. It is a transcript of the gene PMS1, whose product is annotated as PMS1 homolog 1, mismatch repair system component. Gene Ontology annotation, molecular function: ATP binding; ATP hydrolysis activity; mismatched DNA binding. The transcript is spliced from 14 exons. The coding region runs from base 705 to 3440 and encodes 911 amino acids. The record is from RefSeq and is a predicted model, not a curated record. Gene Ontology annotation, cellular component: MutLalpha complex. Gene Ontology annotation, biological process: mismatch repair. NCBI's taxonomy places the organism in Eukaryota, Metazoa, Chordata, Mammalia, Carnivora, Canidae.